Molecule: messenger RNA, 1370 nt
Organism: Bipolaris maydis ATCC 48331
Lineage: Eukaryota; Fungi; Ascomycota; Dothideomycetes; Pleosporales; Pleosporaceae
Product: transcription initiation factor tfiid subunit 7
Biological process (GO): transcription initiation at RNA polymerase II promoter
Cellular component (GO): nucleus; transcription factor TFIID complex
Molecular function (GO): metal ion binding
Source: RefSeq, a predicted model, not a curated record
AAUCUACUUGCCGUCGCGCGCCGUCGCCCGCCUACCAACUGUCAUCGUACAUUGCUAACCGAUCAGGCGACAGCAAUAUGGCACCUCCGGGGCCCCCGCCGUACACGCACGAACAAAUCACUGCGAUGACCUCACAGGAGGAACGAAUACGCGCCUAUGCAGAGCUCAAGAGUUAUAUUGCGCGCCUGAAGAAAGAGAAAGAAGAGCGCGAGAAUGCACAGGCCAGAGGGUAUUCUCCCAAUCCAUACCACAACGCUUUUCAUCGAAAGCGAGGUGGCUAUGGUCAUGGUUUCGCCAACAGAUCUUAUCAUCCAUACCAGCGCCCGAUUACACACAAGCCCAUAGAUGCGACCAAGUCUCGAGAGGCAAGCGAUAGUGAAAGUCCGUCGAAGCAACCACCAAACAGGACCGCCUCGACGAACGAUCAUUCAACGGAUCUCCAGAAUCUUUGUCGCACGUUCACUUCCACAGGUGUGUGCUCACGGCAUGGGUGUCCUUACGUCCAUGAUCCAGACAAGCAAGCUGUGUGCAAACGCUGGUUCUACAAAGACGCCUGUCCCAUGGGGGAGCAGUGCUCUCUAUCACACGAGGCCUCGCCACACAAUGCGCCUACUUGCUUGCAUUUCCAAGCUGGUCGAUGUGCUAACGAUGGCUGUCGCUUCGCUCAUGUUCGCACUAAUCCCGCUGCGCUGAACUGCGAAGCGUUCGGAAACUUCGGCUACUGUGAGAAGGGAGACAAGUGCGCUGAACUACAUGCACAUGAGUGCCCUAGUUUUGCCAACACAGGAACAUGUCGCUACGGCGAUGAAUGCCGUCUGGGACAUGUUCGCCGUGCUUCUCGAAUGAGAAAGCCCACGCGUUUCUCUUCACCAGCAGGCUCUCCUUCGUCGAAUACGCCUAAUCGUUCCAGAACCCCCGAGGAUAUGGUGACUGUCGAGAAUAACUUGGGGCAGAUUACACCAAAGGCCGGCGCUGACCAUGAGCCUCUUCAGUUCACACAGCAGGCAGACUUCGUUCCCUUCGAUGCAGACCAGUGAGCAAGGUCUGGUGAUGCCUGGAUACUGUAUGUUUCCCCUUGCUCUGUUUCCAAUUUGGGCCACCCUAAUUGUUUCUCUUCAAGUCUCAUGUUUGUGUAUCUCAUAACCUGGUAGGUUUUCGUCCUGAUGGCGUUCAGCUCGUCUUGACUGUUUAGGGAUGGCCUUGGCUUUUCAGGGUUCUUUUCAGUGAUACCCCUUCGUGCGAUUUUCUAUGCUGUCUUUUCGUUUCUUUUCAAGGGGCUGUACCCUAUGCACAUGUUUCAACGAAUCAAAGAAAGAAAGAAAGAAGUCAGUAAAACACAUGUAACGAGAAAAAGAAUGAAAGUAUACAAA